Messenger RNA from Aspergillus calidoustus, 3636 nucleotides. The record is from the annotation of a GenBank genome assembly. Lineage: Eukaryota; Fungi; Ascomycota; Eurotiomycetes; Eurotiales; Aspergillaceae.
AUGCCUCACCAUCCCAAGAAGACCGCUACCAAUGCCCUCAAGAACGCCUCUCCCCGGGCGGAGAAGAAGAAGCAUGUUUCCCCAGAGCCUGCAUCGAUCGCAUCGCCAUCAGUAGUCACCACGAACUAUCAGGAGAUUCACCAAAACGAGGUUGAGGCCCUUCGCUCGAUCUAUGGCGAUGACUUUGAGGAAGUACAUCUCCGGCCUUCUGCGUGGCACCAAUCAUCAGAGGUCUCGUUCAAGCUCCACUUGCGAGCUUCGUCAAAUCCCGACGUUCAUUUAGAUCUCCUCGUAUCACUACCGACAACCUAUCCGAAGACAUGUCCCAAUAUUACGGCGCAAAACUUGGAAGACCUUCGUCGCGGUGCUCAGUCGAGGGUGCGAGAUAUACUACGGAAUAAGCCAAAAACUCUCCUGGGUUCGGAAAUGAUAUAUGAGCUAGGCGUCUCAAUACAGGAUGUUCUGGAGGAUGCGGCGGAAGCUCAGGCCCACGACCAGGACUUACCCAGCUUAGAAGAGGAGCGGAUUGUGCAAGAAGCAGCGGCGACUGAACGAGCAGAACGUGCAAGAGAGGAAGAGCUUCGAGCGCAGCAAGCAGCCACGGCGAAAGAGGAACGGGAGCUUCAGCAGUUGCUGCAAAAUACGAUUCGAGAGCGGAAUACCAAAGCACGGCGGCGAAAGAGUAGGACCAGCGGCUUGGAAACAAAUGGAGAUACCGAUGGCGUACUCAACUUACCCGGUGCGAUCACAUUCGACCCACCCCUGGUCAUAUCGGACGCAGACGAGGGGCCGUUGUUGUUCCGAGCAGUAUUUGGGAAAACGCUCUUACAAAGUGCUCAUGGUGUGAGUACAUUCGUCGUAAGGCCAGCACUUCCAGCAAACCGACCAUGUGCCCCUCUCCUAGUAUUGAAGGAGCUUUCGAUAAAUGAAAAGAAAGCCGACGCUUUAGCUUUUCGCGAGCAAAUGCGCUCUAGCGAGGAUAAGCUUGAGGGCUUGAAGAAGCUUCGGCACCAGAACCUUGUUGAGUUCAUUGGUUUUAAAAUCCUGAGGCCGCUUGAUCCUACCAAACACAGCACUUGGACUGUUUUUGCACUCGUCGAGUAUGCAAACAAAGGGCCUCUGUCCGAAUUACUGGAUAUGGUUGGAACAGUGGCGGUCGAGAUGCUCCGUAGCUGGACCAUCCAACUUCUUGAAGCUCUCGAAUACUAUCACCGUAAUGGUUUUGUUCAUGGAGAUAUUCAUUGCGGUCGUGUUUUGCUGUUUAGAAAUGCCACCGGUGCGACCAUAGUGAAGCUACUAUCCAGCAUCGAAGGAGCCCUACCCGACUCAGCUGGAAGCAAAAGGCCUUUGACUACGUCUAAAUCUCCGUUCUGGCUUCCCCCAGAGUUAACGCACGAGAGUGCCUCUCCAACCAUGAAGACGGACGUCUGGGAUCUUGGGAUAGUUUUCCUGCAAAUGAGUUUCGGCAGGGAUGUGCUGCAACGUUACACUUCCGCGAAUGCCCUAAUGAACUCUCUCGAUUUGUCGCCCUCAUUGCAAGAUUUACUCCAAGAGUUCUUCAGACCGAACCCAAAAAGGAGGCCAACCGCGUUCCAGUUGCAACCGUCGGAGUUCUUUCGCGUCGACAGUCCCUUGCUCAUGCGCUCGAGCGCUUCAAACUCCAUGUCACUACAGAGGCGUCCGCGCCUAGAAUCCAUCAGUGGCGGCGGGCUCCAUUCGUUCUCCCGAUAUAAUCAGGAUUUUGAUGAAGCUGGCCGUUUAGGCAAAGGUGGAUUCGGCGAAGUCGUUAAAGCACGGAACAAACUGGACGGUCGGUUCUAUGCCGUCAAGAAAAUCUCAAAUAAAUCUGCCACCGCAUUGAAGGACACUUUGUCAGAAAUCAUGCUUUUGUCGCGACUGAAUCAUCCGUAUGUUGUUCGCUACUAUACCGCCUGGCUCGAGGAAGACUAUGAUCAGCAAAAUGAAGAGGCUAUCUCGUUCACGGAUGAAAAUUCUUUUGCAAGCACACAUUCUCCAGAUUUUGACUAUAGCACUACCGGUGGCCUCGACUUCAUAAGCUCGAGCGGUUACCCCAACAUUGAAUUCGCGAACGAUAGUGACGAGGAUGAACGUGGCACGGUAUCUACCAGAGAGAAAGGCGAGACACCGGAAACCUAUGGAACAGAGAGCGGCACAGGCAAGGAACUUAGCCGAGUGCGAUCGGGCUCGCAGGGUAGACCUGUGCUCACCACCCUGUACAUCCAAAUGGAAUACUGUGAAAGACAUACGCUUCGAGAUCUUAUCAAGAACGGCCUAUAUGAUGAUGUCGAUAGAUCGUGGCGUCUCUUUCGCCAGAUCCUUGAUGGCUUGACGCAUAUCCAUGGGCAUGGUAUCAUACACCGUGAUCUCAAGCCUGAUAAUAUCUUCAUCGAUGCUGCAAACAACCCUCGAAUUGGUGAUUUCGGUCUAGCUACCAGCGGACAAUUUACUACCGCUGUACGCUCUUCUGCAGCUGCAGAUUUCGAGGGCAACCUUACUCGGAGCCUUGGUACUACUUAUUAUGUAGCACCGGAGAUGAAGUCUGGGUUUUCAGGGCACUAUAACGAGAAAGUUGACAUGUAUUCGAUGGGUGUCAUUUUCUUUGAAAUGUGCCAUUCACUACCGACUAGUAUGGAGCGUGAUCAGACCCUUCGAGCAAUCAGGGAGAGACACCAUAAUCUUCCUGCUACAUUCCAAUACUCUGAGAAAGCCGUUCAGGGCAAGAUUAUCGAGUCACUUGUCUGUCACAAUCCAGCUGACCGACCCUCCGCCUCAGAAUUGCUUCAUAGUGGCCAAAUUCCACUUCAGGUAGAGGAGGAAACCUUCAGGCGCGCUAUCAUGCAUUUGCUUUCUGACCCUAACUCGCCGGACUACAAGAAGAUUCUUUCCGCGAUAUUUUCCCAGUCUCCAAAGAAAUUUGAAGACAUCGCGUGGGAUAUGGAUUCGCGUAAAGCCCCUGCAGCGAAUGAGCUCUUAGUCCGCGGACUUGUCAGGGAGCGACUCACGUCGAUAUUUCGCAGACACGGUGCAGUAGAGACCACGAGACAGAUGCUGUUUCCUAAGUCUCAACAUUAUAAAAGUGGUGCUGUCAGGCUCCUUGACGCUUCGGGCAAUGCCCUUCAACUGCCGUUUGACCUGACACUCCCCAACGCGCGUGCAAUUCCACGGCAGGACUCUUCCCUAGAGAAGACCUUCACAUUCGGCACUGUAUAUAGGGAGUCACCACAUGGUGGCGAGCCAAAAACUCACAAAGAAGUGGACUUUGAUAUCGUGUCGCGCAAUACCCUCGACCUGGCUUUGAAAGAGGCAGAAGUGAUCAAGGUGCUUGACGAGAUCAUCGAGGAAUUCCCGCCUUUGAGAGCCAGCUCCAUGUGUUUCCUGGUUAACCACUCCGAUCUACUCCAGCUGAUCCUGGAGUUCUGCCGCAUAACUCCCUCUCAAAUUCCCCUGGUUAAAGAGGUAAUAAGCAGGCUAAACGUCGGCAAAUGGCCUAUGCAAAAGAUCAGGAGCGAGCUGCGCUCUCCAGCGAUCGGGGUUGCCUCCACCUCCUUGGAUGAUCUUGCUCGGUUCGAUUUUAGCGGUAUGAUCUCAGUGUACAUUCGAUAUCCCACUUGCUAA